Messenger RNA from Limanda limanda (common dab), 4465 nucleotides. RefSeq names its product acyl-CoA synthetase long chain family member 6 (gene acsl6). Gene Ontology annotation, biological process: long-chain fatty acid metabolic process; very long-chain fatty acid metabolic process; long-chain fatty-acyl-CoA biosynthetic process. Gene Ontology annotation, molecular function: arachidonate-CoA ligase activity. The transcript is spliced from 21 exons. The record is from RefSeq and is a predicted model, not a curated record. Gene Ontology annotation, cellular component: membrane; endoplasmic reticulum. Lineage: Eukaryota; Metazoa; Chordata; Actinopteri; Pleuronectiformes; Pleuronectidae. The coding region runs from base 219 to 2387 and encodes 722 amino acids.
CUGCUGGACGCCGCCAUCCCCACUGCUCCGCUCUCCCACUGAUGUGCUGUGUCUCCCCCCCUCUCUCUCCUGCUCUCCUGCUCCUCCUCUCUCAUCUCCUCCCUCCCCCCUCCCCUCCCUCCUCCUUAAUCUCCCAGAUUGCCGGCGACUUGCUGCAGAGUCGAUGCUGCAGUUCUGAGCCGCUCCUGCACCGGGACAGCUGACUCCAUGAGAAAGACAUGCUCGCUUUCGUGUUGGUCUCUGGGUCGCUCUGGAUUAUUUUAGAGCUGAGUUCCACCCUCAUGGAGAAGAUGCAGGCCCAGGAGAUGAUGAGCGGCCUGAGGAUACCGGAGAUGGACGACAUCGGCCAGUUCUUCCGCUCCCUGCCAACCUCCACACUGGUCGGCAUCGGCGCUCUGACCGCCGUGCUGGCGUACUGGCUGGCCACCAGACCCCGGCCCAUCAGUCCACCCUGCAGCCUGCUACACCAGUCUGAGGAGGUGCCUCAUGAAGAUGGUGGUCGCAGGUCCAUGAUGGGCGACGGAUCCAAGCUACUGACUCAUUACCAUGACGACGCCAGGACCAUGUAUGAGGUCUUCCAGCGAGGACUCCACAUAUCUGGUGAUGGACCUUGCUUGGGAUCGCGGCUCCCGAACCAGCCUUACAAAUGGCUGUCCUACAAAGAGGUCACAGCCCGAGCCGAGCAUCUGGGCUCCGGCCUGCUGCACCAGGGCUGCCAGCCGGACCCCAACCAGUUCAUCGGAGUGUUUGCCCAGAACAGGCCAGAGUGGAUCAUCUCAGAGUUAGCAUGCUACACCUACUCCAUGGUGGUGGUUCCCCUUUAUGACACUCUGGGCCCGGACGCCAUACGGUUCAUCAUUAAUACUGCGGACAUCUCCACGGUCAUCUGCGACAAAGUAGAGAAAGCUCAGGUGCUAAUAGAUCACGUGGAGCGGAAGGAGACGCUGGGCCUGCGAAGAAUCAUCCUGAUGGACGCCUUCGACAACGCCCUGGUGGAGCGCGGCAGGGACUGCAGCGUCCAUGUGCAGGCCAUACAGGAAGUGGAGGCUCUGGGCAGAGAACACUACAGAAAACCUAUACCACCAGCACCAGACGACUUGUCCAUUGUCUGUUUCACCAGUGGAACCACAGGAAACCCGAAGGGUGUCAUGCUCACCCAUGGGAACGUAGUGGCGGAUUUCUCAGGCUUCCUCAAAGUCACAGAUAAAGUCAUAUGCCCAAACCAAGACGACUGCCUCAUUUCCUUCCUCCCACUGGCUCACAUGUUCGAGAGACUCAUUGAGUCUGUGGUCUACUGCCAUGGAGGACGGAUCGGAUUCUACCAGGGCGACAUCCGCCUCCUGCCAGACGACAUGAAGACCCUGCGGCCAACCAUUUUCCCUGUGGUGCCUCGACUGCUCAACCGCAUGUACGACAAGAUUUUCAGCCAGGCUAACAGCCCACUGAAGCGCUGGCUGCUCAACUUCGCUGCAAAGAGAAAAGGUGCUGAGGUCAGCAGCGGGAUCAUUCGCAGCGACAGCAUCUGGGACAAAAUCUUCUUCAGUAAGAUUCAGGCCAGCCUGGGAGGAAGGUUGAGGAUGAUUAUAACAGGGGCAGCUCCUACCUCGCCCAGUGUCCUGGGAUUCCUCAGAGCAGCUCUGGGAUGCCAGGUGUACGAGGCGUACGGCCAGACAGAGUGCACAGCUGGCUGCACCUUCACCACACCUGGAGACUGGACGCCAGGUCACGUCGGAGCUCCGCUGCCAUGUAACAUCAUCAAACUGGUGGACGUUCCUGAUAAGAACUACUUUGCCUCUAAGGGAGAGGGAGAGGUUUGUGUAAAGGGACCAAACGUGUUUAAGGGCUACCUCAAAGACCCAGAGAGGUCGGCCGAGACGCUGGACACAGACGGCUGGCUCCACACCGGAGACAUCGGCAAAUGGUUACCUAACGGCACGCUGAAGAUCAUCGACAGGAAGAAGCAUAUCUUCAAGUUGGCGCAAGGCGAGUACAUCUCCCCGGAGAAGAUCGAGAACAUCUACAUUAGGAGUGAACCUGUGGCGCAGCUGUAUGUUCAUGGAGACAGUCUGCAGUCCUGUUUGGUGGGGAUUGUGGUUCCUGACCCUGAAGUAAUGCCUGGGUGGGCCAAGAAGAAAGGCAUGCUGGGUACCUACAAGGACCUCUGUAAAAACACGGAGCUAAAGAAGGCAAUCCUUGAAGAUUUAGUGCGUUUGGGCAAAGCCAGCGGCCUCCACUCGUUUGAGCAGGUGAAGAACAUCUACAUCCACAACCAGAUGUUCUCCAUCGAGAACGGCCUCCUGACUCCGACGCUCAAGGCCAAGAGAUCCGAGCUGAAGGAGUUCUUCAAGGGGAAGAUCGACCAGCUCUACAACAGCAUCUCCAUGUGAAGGACUGUGGAGACCACGUUUUUUCCCUCGAGCAUCUUAACACUAAGAUCUGCUUUGACCGUCGACGUGCCAGCGGUCAGAGAUGCUUCACCUUGGGUUUAACCUGCUUCGGGAAAGCAAGUGAAACGUGGCUCUGCUUUGUAAGAUUUAACAGCAGCUAAAUAAAAACAAAUCAAACAAAGAAAUAAAGUGAAAGGUAGUGCACAACGUUGUGUGCAUGUCCUUGUUAUGUAUAUGCAUUUACUGUGUCAUAAUUAAAUGGAACGACAGGUUUUUAAAAAAGACAGUUAUUUAGCUUUUAGAAUCAAUAAUGGAAUUUAUUGCUUUUCAUUAUGACAUGAAUUUUUGAAGUCAAAUUUAAAAACAGAACAAAAACCCUGAUGGGCUGAAUGUGAGACCACAGUAUGGACACAUGUUGCAGUGUAUCUUGUUACGACUUUUGUUCUACCAACAGAAAAAGGAAAUUACUGUACUUUAGAAAUUUAUAGUGAGCGACCUUUUGUACCAUGAAGAUAUUCUAUCUUCUGUCGAUGUAGUAAUUAUAUAUACUGCAAGAUUCAUCCAUCCUUGAGUCUCAUGCCAGCAAUAAUUGGCUUAUUGUCCCUGUGCUGACCUGUGAUUGAGGAUUUUGGCACAAACAGAGUAAUGACAGUGCUUCGUUUGCACUGUUGUGUAAUACACCUCUUAACUUAGCUUCCUGUGUAUUUGUUUUUAAUGCGGCCUGGAAAAUUGAUGUCACAUAAUGAAUUGUGUUAUUGUCCAUUAAAUAUAAAGUUCUCAAUUUCGUUAUGACACAGUGUAAACACUGAACACACAUAUAUAAAUGUGUAUCGUUUUUUCUUCGUUUGACUUGUUCUCAUUUUUGCCACGAUUGAAUCUUCCAUACACCGCUACCUGCGAUCCACCCCAACAAACCAUCAAAUGCUCCGUCCCCAGCAGCACACACUCAUCAGCACUUUUACGUUGAGAAGUCCAACUCCUGUUUCCGGCUAACUCUGCUCCUCCAUCAGUUUCAACCCACCAGCCUGAACACUCAACCAAAAUCCACUGCUGGGCUUUGACAGCUGUGUCCAGUGUAGCCAGAGGAGAGGUGUAGAUGUGAGGGAAUACUGACACCCUGUGCAACCGGGGUGAACUGCAUCCCCAGUGGGGAACAGUUCACCUGAUCAGCUUAAGCAACAUCUGAAGUUAUAUUGAACCCCCUCCGAUUGUUGCACAAUUAGACCAAAAUCCACCUGUUCGAGAGCAGGAUUACGAUUGUAAGGAAUCACUGUUGUCGACACUGUUCCACUGUGGAGCAUCACAGUUUGUGUCGUGUCUCCACUCGUCUGUCAUCCGCAGUUUGGCAUGCAUGCUCCUCGUUUAUAUGAAGGACUUGCCCCACUGUAACGACCAUCAAAGUUCAGGCUGCACACUCGACACAUUCGAAUCUUUCAGUUUUUGUCCCGUCCAUCUUUUGCACAGAGAGUAUGAAUGACAGGUAAAAGGAAAACAAACAAAAAAACAGAACACGAUGCAAAAAGCAGAGCUCGGGGCAAUGCAUGCAGUUUGCCCUGCAGUGCUGGGACCGAUAGCAUUUGACUUGAAAAAUGGGCAACUUAUUCUUUGUGGCCAUUAAUAGCAGGUUUGUAUACAGCUGCCCCACAGCCACCGCUGCUAGUGCAAGGCUUUGUAACGUAGGCAAAGCCGAUGAAUUCCACUCACCGAAAGCGAACAGAACAUACAUCAACUUUUAAAACAAGUAAAGAAAUGAUUUUUUUCUCUGAAGGGGUUUACACAUAGAAAUAAUGUAUAGGCUUUUUAAGUUGAUUACCGUCCCAAAGCAUAAACAAUGUGGAUGUACAUAAAUGAGGACAGCUAGAUGUAAGCAUAUUUAUUAAAUCAAUGGUUUGAAUGGAUUUUUUUCUCUCUUUUUGCGUGUAGUGAGAUGAAUUGUAAUUAUUUAUUUAUCUAUUCUGCUGUAAAAUGGAAUCAGCACCAUAUCCUUGUAAUGAUUGAGUGCAGCAAUAGGGAUGAGGGAGGGCGGGGACUAGGAAAAAAGGGCAAUGAAAUAAAAGAUAUUCUGGAAUGAUUUUAAA